Messenger RNA from Aspergillus eucalypticola CBS 122712, 1365 nucleotides. RefSeq lists its product as uncharacterized. The transcript has 3 exons. Bases 160 to 1044 code for a protein of 294 amino acids. The record is from RefSeq and is a predicted model, not a curated record. Lineage: Eukaryota; Fungi; Ascomycota; Eurotiomycetes; Eurotiales; Aspergillaceae.
CCUGCACAUUUAAGGGUUACUCUCAAGGCCGAACUUUCAAACUCGAUGAGCACUCUUGAGACUAGUAUUGACUUGCCUGGAUUCAAAGGGGCUUCUUCUCCGAGACUUGAUUGAUAUUCGAUAUUUACGCCCAAGCAGAAAACAUGUUACUAGAAGUGGAUGGUUCAUGAUGUUCUUGGAUAUACUUCGCCACUACCGGCCUCUGUUCAUCUAUCAUGGUACCUCCUAUACCAACAGAUUGUCAUCUACACUACAUCCACUUGCAAAGCUCAAGAACAGACAGAUACGAUGAGCGACAUCGGCCAUUCGGACAAAAUCUCCUCUAUUGAAAAGCCUGCACUUUUCAAACUGCCAGAUAAAGGCGACUACAGCUUGGGUGCCGAACCGCCUUCUGCAUCCAACCGUCUAACCUACAACACUGACGACGCUUCUACCCUGGAGCGGUUCAAAAUCCGCGAGCUCUGCGAAGGCUGGCCUCUUCACCGCGAUGCCUGCGAAUGGUCUGAUCUGAGGGAGAUAUUCGAUCCCAAGGCCUUCAUAAAUAUCAGCUGGCAGCAAAACUACCGAGACAAGGCCAUUGAUACUUGGGCUGAAGGAUGGGCUAAGGGUGAAUUUAUUUGCCAUCGGGUUCUGGGUCACGCCGUAGAUAUCAAGGGUGAUCGUGCCAUCGAUAAAAUGAAGUGUACGAUUUCCUGGCGUUUUGCGGAUGAAAAUGGUGUUGAAUGGGAUAGCGGCUGUGACUGUCGCUUUGGAUAUUUCUUGAAGAAGCAGCCGCAGGGAUGGAAAAUCCUCUGCAAUCACCCCAUCUAUGAAAAGGACAAAUGUGUACCAGUGGACCCUACUCGACCUCCACAUAUUGACCAUGAGUCUCUAGACAAGGAGCCCAAAGGCUACCGGUUUCUGGCUUAUGGUAUGCGCCGGCUGGGCUAUCCGAUUAAGCAGAAUUUGCCCCAGUUGUUCGGCAAAGAGCGAGACAUGGUAUACAAGGAAAUGGCGGAGUGGCUGGAUGGUAAGGAUAUUGAUUUCUCUAAGGAUGACUUUUGACGUAUCUAUUCUGCGCGGCAUCCCAUUCAAGCUUUCUCAAACACACGUCUCUAGUUAACUAUUUCACUUUUGGUGGGUGUAUGUCGCUUCACUUGCUGGCGAACUGUAUCAAGAUCUCAUGUCCUUUGACUUUGGAAUUGAACCAUUCUUUUAUUUCGAUUCGGUCCUCCACAAUCGACGCACCACGCAGCACAUCUUCUUUGACCACGGUGAAAAUAGCCAUGGUGACUUCAUACAUGGCCAACGACUGGGCAAUGCAUGCUCUAGUCCCUUUGCCAAACGCAAAGAAUGCCGUGAGCAUUCUGUCGUCCGCGUUAUCCC